This is a messenger RNA of Xenopus laevis (African clawed frog), 3358 nucleotides long. RefSeq lists its product as uncharacterized. NCBI's taxonomy places the organism in Eukaryota, Metazoa, Chordata, Amphibia, Anura, Pipidae. The record is from RefSeq and is a predicted model, not a curated record. The transcript is spliced from 5 exons. Bases 1850 to 2848 code for a protein of 332 amino acids.
AGUUUUUUUGUUUUUUUAAAUGCCCUUAAAAUUGACUGCCAGCUGGUGAAACUCCCCAUGAGGCCAAGAGAUAGAGCAAGAGUUAUAGAUGCCGCUUUUGUUAAAAGAAGACAUAACUCGACUGACUGAUCGCAAGGAGCUCUGGGCAGUUCUGGGAAAGUGUGGAGCUGAUUUGCAGCAGCAGCAGCAGAGAGAAGUUGCAGCUUCCUAUGCCCAAAAUGCCAAAGUGAUUGAAAAGCAGCUGGAAAGAAAGGGCAUGAGCAAGAGGAGACUGCAGGAGUUGACUGAGUUGAAAGCCAAGAUGAAAUGGACGCUAAUUGACAACCAGUUCAAAUAGAAGAGGCAUCAGCCAUGAGGCUGACAGUGUGAAAGGCCAUCUUGCCUGACACUUUGGAUUGCUAAGAAGAGCGGUGACGUUUAAGGUUGGAUCCCUGCCUUCUGAUGCAGCUUCACUUCUUGUCAUUUAUGGAACAGAAAGAAGACAUGAACAAGGGAUUUACCAGCAGGGAAAUAGCUUCUCAUACCAAAAGAUUCCAUUCCAAUACAUUAGAGAUGAUCUUUCAUAUGUUCACAGCUCAAGUAAAAAUAAAAAUACACUGCCCUUAAGUUCAGUGUUGUUGAUUUUACUGCAUUGAUUGAUGUCCAGUGCUUACUCCCUUGACUCUUGGUUUGAGUACCUUUUGCUUUAGUUUUGUAAAUAUGUGGAACAAUUUGAAACCGAUAACAAAUGGAAAAAUAUACUGGAAAUGUAUACCAAGUACUGGACAUCUUCAAGAGAAAUCUGUUUAGUUUUACAGGACAUGUAUCAGGUUCUGAUAUUGGUGUCAUUAAAAACGAAUAACUUUGGCUGUAACUAGGGACGCAAAAAAUCCUCUAUUUUGGGAGUCGGCUUAAUCCCGUAUGUUUGAUGGAGGAUUCAACCAUAUCCCAAACCAAUUCAGGAUUCAGUGCAUCCCUACUUAAACAUACUUUUGGUAACACCAUUGUUUUUUUGUUUUUUUUAUUGUUUCAGCUUCACUGAACUGAAUCAUGAUCAACAGUGAACACCAAGUGGUCUUACUGCCAUGUCGUCGGUUAAAAGGAAUCUUGACUGCUAGGCAGACUUUCAACUCAACAGAAGGCCCAGAAUGUGAGAACGAGCAUUUAAAAACAAGACAAAGAUUUUACCAUUCAGAGCAAACUUAACAAGACCAAGUGAGUAAAUAUAAAACUUUCUAGCUGCAACGUUGUUUGAUCUAUUAAAGGGGAAACACAUUUGUUAUAUUGGUGAUACGUGUUUGACAGUUUUAAUGGAUGCCUGUUGCUAACCACUUUUUAUUUUUCAUGAUGAACAAAAAAUCACAAAAAAUCACUGACUUCAUUGCCAUUCAAGGGAAAACUCCUUUUUGGCCUGGAUCUUGAUAAGAUUAUCAGUCAAGCCACAGGGGGAAAGAGUACUCUACUCUCCCAACCAAAAGCACGAUUUUCCUUUCAAAGAGGAAAGUUUUUUUGUCCAUCACAGAGCAAAAAUACAAGACACGCCCCGCCAUGCCACACUAUCUCUAAUAGAGGACGAUUCGGGAGCAAUGCCAGACCUGCCUGGCAAGGACACAAGCCAUCGACCAGAACAACGGAUAAGCCCAAUACCACAUGACGGGGGGCUACCGGUGAAGGGGGCACCUCUGGGGGGGAUGUUAUUGCUAGCCACCUCAGUGAAUAACUCAAGUCUACCACCUAGAAUUCUACCCCCACAACAUUUUUUCAUGUCAAGGUUCCCAAAAGAGCCAACAAAGCGAACUGCAUUCCAAGGCAUACUGAAUACUCAGUUCCAGGCAGGGGUCAUUGCCACAGUUUCCCCAACGGAACAGUUAUGGGGCUGCUAUUCGAAUCUUUUUGUGAUUCCCAAAAAGGACGGAUUGGCUCGAUCUGUACUAGACCUGAAAGAGCUCAACAGAUUCAUACGUCCAAGAAAAUUCAAAAUGGAAUCUUUGCGCUUCAUCAUUGCAGCAAUGACCCCAGGACAAUUUCUAGCCUCUCUAGACAUUUGCCAAUAUUCCCUCUACAUCAAAAGUAUAUACGUUUUGCCAUACAAAACCACCACUACCACUACCAAUUCAAGGCACUCCCCUUCAGUCUGACCUCAGCUCCACGGGUCUACACAAAAAUCAUGGCUGUCACAACAGCAGAGGUACGACAAACUGGAGUUUCCAUAACCCUGUAUCUUGACGACCUGUUAAUCAAGGCCUCUUCACUAGUGAAAGCAGAAGGAGCAAUCCAGUUAGCCAUGUGCAAGCUAAAACAAUUCGGAUGGACCAUCAAUCUGAAAAAGUCAUCUUUAACACCCAGCCAGUCUAUGGUGUUCCUUGGACUACUAUUCUACACGCAGGCCCAGACAGUGAGACUUGAGACCCGUAUCCUCAAGAAAAAGGGGUUCUCGGACGCAGUGAUCUCCUCCAUGCGAGCUGCACAAAAGCCAACGUCAGCCAGAGCAUAUUACAGGGUGUGGAAUAGCUACAAACAAUUGUGCCUUAAAAACAAAGUGAACUUUGAAGUGUUUUCCAUGACUAAUCUUUUGGAAUUUCUCCAAGAAGGAGAGUCACUAGGCCUUUCCCUCUGUUCCCUCAGAUCUCAGAUUUCGGCUCUCUCUGUCCUAUUCCAGAGAAGGUUAGUACUCUUAUCUGACGUUAAGAUCUUCCUUCAGGGCGUUGCACAUGUAGUCCCCCCGUUUUGUAAACCAGUGGCAACAUGGGAUCUCUCCUUGGUCCUAAAAGCACUUCAGAAAGCUCAAUUUGAGCCUCUAGCAACGAUACCUCUACAGUCGGUAACAUGGAAAACUGUCUCCUUAAUCGCCUUUGCCUUGGCGAGGUGAGAUUCAGAGAUCAUCUCUCUAUCCUACCAAAAACCAUUCCUUACCUUUCAUUCCGAUAGAGCAGUGCUGCUCACAGUACCCACCUUACUACCAAAGGUGGUUCAGCAUUCCAUAUUAAUCAGGAAAUAACCAUUCCCACAUUCUGUCCAUCUCCAUCCAAUCCCAAGGAGGCAGCACUUAAUUCCUUGGAUCCAGUACAUGCACUGAAAUUCUAUCUGCACAUGGUUCAUGAUAUCCGAAAAAAAGAUUCACUCUUCGUUCUCAAUUCCGGACCACAAAAAGGAGCGGCUGCAACAAAGACAUCCAUUUCCAGAUGGAUCAAACAGACUGCACACAGAGCAAAUGUAGCACAAGGAUUGACACCUCCAGACAAGAUAAAGGCCCACUCCACCAGAGGGAUGAGCACGACCUGGGCCUUCCGAAAUCAGGCUUCAGCAGAACAACUGUGCAAAGCAGCCACGUGGACUUCUCUCCAUUCCUAUGCAAAAUUCUACCAUUUUGAUACUUUUG